AUGGACCUCCACGCGCCACCCCUGGUCGUGCACGGCUACGAGCCGCACGCACCCCUGCUGGAGGUCGAGGGUCUGGACGCGCACAGUCCCCAGCAGAAGGUGCUGAUCCACGCGCCGCCGCUGCAGACCCAGGAGAUGAUGGGCGACCACCGCACUGGAGAUGAGCAGUACCACGCCCACAGCAGCAACCAGAGCAGCGAUGUCGCUCGAAAGCGCCAGACUCCCACCUCCUUUUCGAAGUUGGUCGAAAGCGCCGAAACUCACACCUCCUUUUCGAAGUCGCUCGAAAGCGCCAAGACUCACACCUCCUUUUCGAAGUUGGUCGGAAGCGCCGAAACUCACACCUCCUUUUCGAAGUCGCUCGAAAGCGCCAAGACUCACACCUCCUUUUCGAAGUUGGUCGGAAGCGCCGAAACUCACACCUCCUUUUCGAAGUCGCUCGAAAGCGCCAAGACUCACACCUCCUUUUCGAAGUUGGUCGGAAGCGCCGAAACUCACACCUCCUUUUCGAAGUCGCUCGAAAGCGCCAAGACUCACGCCUCCGCUCACACCUCCUUUUCGAAGUCGCUCGAAAGCGCCAAGACUCACACCUCCUUUUCGAAGUUGGUCGGAAGCGCCGAAACUCACACCUCCUUUUCGAAGUCGCUCGAAAGCGCCAAGACUCACACCUCCUUUUCGAAGUUGGUCGGAAGCGCCGAAACUCACACCUCCUUUUCGAAGUCGCUCGAAAGCGCCAAGACUCACACCUCCUUUUCGAAGUUGGUCGGAAGCGCCGAAACUCACACCUCCUUUUCGAAGUCGCUCGAAAGCGCCAAGACUCACACCUCCUUUUCGAAGUUGGUCGGAAGCGCCGAAACUCACACCUCCUUUUCGAAGUCGCUCGAAAGCGCCAAGACUCACACCUCCUUUUCGAAGUUGGUCGGAAGCGCCGAAACUCACACCUCCUUUUCGAAGUCGCUCGAAAGCGCCGAGACUCACACCUCCUUUUCGAAGUUGGUCGGAAGCGCCGAAACUCACACCUCCUUUUCGAAGUCGCUCGAAAGCGCCAAGACUCACACCUCCUUUUCGAAGUUGGUCGGAAGCGCCGAAACUCACACCUCCUUUUCGAAGUCGCUCGAAAGCGCCAAGACUCACACCUCCUUUUCGAAGUUGGUCGGAAGCGCCGAAACUCACACCUCCUUUUCGAAGUCGCUCGAAAGCGCCAAGACUCACACCUCCUUUUCGAAGUUGGUCGGAAGCGCCGAAACUCACACCUCCUUUUCGAAGUCGCUCGAAAGCGCCAAGACUCACACCUCCUUUUCGAAGUUGGUCGGAAGCGCCGCGACUCACACCUCCUUUUCGAAGUCGGUCAAAAGCGCCGAGACUCACACCACCUUUUCGAAGUUGGUCGGAAGCGCGGAGAGCGCCGCCUCACCCUGCCCGACCCGCGACGCUCGUCCG
This is a messenger RNA of Iphiclides podalirius (scarce swallowtail), 1440 nucleotides long. The record is from the annotation of a GenBank genome assembly. Lineage: Eukaryota; Metazoa; Arthropoda; Insecta; Lepidoptera; Papilionidae.